UGGGGGUGGAGUUCAGUUUACACACAUCGCCGCAUCAGUCUGUUUUGAGACGUUGUUUGAUCAAGUUAAAUAUUGCUUGUUCUGCAAAUUUGAAGUUAUGCUGGUGAAUAUGUUUUAAACUUGUUCGACGUGAUAAAACAUGUCUGGGUUUUUUGGAAAAGGCGUUUCGAUGGACAUUAGUCCAACAUGCCGUGCUCAGGAUCCCAAGAACUUAACAACUCAAGAUACCAACAAGGAAAAUAAGAAUGUAUCAUGUCCCGUUUUGUCUUUGGUUCAUUUUUCAAGAGCUCCAUUUCUGAGUUUUGAAUCAGUAAAGCUGGGUUACACCAAAACCGCAGUAUUGGAGAUUGAAAAUCCAAAUGAUGAUGUGACUGCAGUAACUAUUGACAAAUUCCCAUCGGCCAAAGGAUUUUCUGUGGACAGAAGAUAUUUCGUACUUCAGCCAGAAGAAAGAACUCUUCUCUACAUAACAUGGACCCCAGUGGAAGAAGGAGGGAUAAGGGAACUAGUUGUUUUUACUGCAAAUGGCAUUGUUAAGCAUCAAGCCAUUUUACUUGGAAGAGCAGAAGCACCAAAAAAGAAGAAAAGAAGUUUAUGGGAGUCCAUGAAAAGAAAGACGCCUUCAGAGAAGUCCGCCUCCUAUAAGGCUGAAAAAAAUGAGGCUGUGCAACCAAAAGCUGCGAACAAAACCUUCCACGUUUCCCGUAAAGUGGCAUAUGCAAAGGCAGAGUUGGUACAAGGGCCACUUCAGUUGUGUGCCAAUACGACGGUGGCUGAAGAUAAGACCCCAAAAGACCAGUCGAAGUUUAAAGGAAUAUCAGUAUCGCCGAUUGGUGUUGUCCAACAGCAAACUUAUACUCCGGGUUCCCUCAGAAGGUCCACAACUUAUUCUUUACUGGAUAAACUUGGAAGUGAUGACUCUCUACAGGAGGAGAAACCAAUUGUUCAGACUAUGCUUUACCCAGAUGAGACUGAGAAUAUUGAGUAUACGAGCGAGAACACUUUUUGCGAGUUGACGACUGUAUCCGAGUGUAUGAAAACAAAUAUUGUGAGAAUACUUAAUCGAACGCACUCUCCUGCAAGUACUCCUGAUCGUGUCAUAGUUCCCCUCACCCCACUAAGCCAGAAUCGAAUGUUAAGUCCUGAUUCUUUUCUAAACAACAGCUACGUGCCGGCUGGAGACCAUGAACAUUCAUCAGUGCCUUCUAUAUUGUCACCAGACCAAUUUCUUAAAGAUGCACUGGAAGCCGUUCAACCUUGUGUAACAAAGACAUGCAAAGAGAGUGUGAAAUCUCCUCUUGAGGCAUCAAGUUUAGAUUCUUCAGCUUCUCCAGAUUCAUUAAAUGAAAUGGAUGAUGGCACACACUUCCAAUAUACUUCCAGAACAGUUGACCGUGCUCAUCUGCCAGAAGUGUCCUUUGAAGAUUUGGAGCAUGCUAAGACCAGGUUAACAUUCUUUGUUAAAUCAAAGCCUGUUGAUGUUCAAGUGAAAGAGGAAAAAAAAAAAAUUCAAUCUCCUGAUGAACCUAAGAAUCUACCAGUUAUAUCAGCAACCAUUGUCAAAAGUAAAAGUUACCUUGUAAGGGAAAGUAAACCAGAGCUUGAGAGAAAAACAUCCAGACGACGACUCUUGGAACUAGAAUCUGAAGUGCCUGUCAAAGGAAGUUUAAGUAGACCCAAAAUGGUUGCGUUCCAAAGUCUCCCUGUCAUUGAUUCUGAUGUAAGCCUAGAAGCUCAAAGCAGUGAAGAUAAGGUUUCAUCUCCAAUAACUACAAAACCAGAUCUCCAGAGCAGAAAGAGAAAAGGUGAAGAAUGUCUAGAACAUAAGUUUGAUCAGAAGGACCAACAUUUGGAAGGAAGUAAAAGGAACAGGGCAAUAAGGCCGGUAGUGGAGAUAAAGAAACCAACCAAUGCAAGAAGAAAUAGUACUAGGAGUUUGAGUGCUACAGAGCAGAGGCUUCAGAAAAAGAGAAUGGUUUCAUUGGCCUUAAAAUCAUCAGCGAUGCCCUCUGUGAAAACUUCAAAACCAGUGGGGAUUCCACAGUCACAGCUGAUAUUUUCAAAGCCAGCGAAAACAGGGUCACUGUCCUUAAAAUCAGAUGCCACUGCAUCUUUGAAGAUGGCUAAGGCUGCUGUUGUUGGGGUAGCACAGUCACAGCUGACCUUUAUCAAACCACUACAGUCAGUUAUACCAAGACAUCCUCUACCAUUUGCUGCCAAAAAUAUGUUUUAUGAUGAACGUUGGAUGGAAAAAGAAGAACAAGGCUUUACUUGGUGGAUAAAUUACAUUCUUACACCUGACGACUUUAAAGUUAACACAGAAGUUUCUAAAGUGAAUGCUGUUUCUCUAGUUUGUGGAGCUGAGAAUCAGAACAGAAUCCAUGUUCCCAAAGCACCAACCAAAGAGGAAAUGUCGUUCAAAACGUAUACUGCCAAUUGCAGACUGAAUCGUCUUCGCCGUGCAGCUUGCCGUCUUUUUGCAUCUGAAGACAUGGUAAAGGCCAUUAGACGGUUGGAGCUUGAAAUUGAAGCUCGACGUCUCCUUGUUCGGAAGGACAGGCAUCUCUGGAAAGAUAUUGGUGAACGUCAAAAGGUUCUGAAUUGGCUGUUGUCCUACAACCCCCUAUGGUUGAGGAUAGGACUCGAGACAAUUUUUGGGGAACUCAUUUCCUUGGAGAGCAACAGUGACGUUAUAGGCCUGGCAAUGUUCGUUCUAAGUCGUUUACUGUGGAACCCAGACAUAGCAGCUGAAUAUAGACACCCCAAAGUGCCUCACCUCUAUCGAGACGGACACGAAGAGGCUUUGUCUCGCUUUACGUUAAAGAAGCUGCUGCUGCUUGUUUGCUUUCUUGACCGAGCAAAACAGUCUAGGAUAAUUGAGCACGACCCCUGCUUAUUUUGCCUGGAUUCUGAGUUUAAGUCUACCAAGGAUCUUCUGCUGGCUUUUUCAAGGGAUUUUCUAAGUGGUGAGGGGAUUCUAUCCCGCCAUCUCAGCUACAUGGGUUUAGCUGUUUCUCAUGCUCAAACCCCACUGGAUGAAUUCAACUUUGCCGUGAGAAAUCUUGCUACUGACCUGCGAUGUGGUGUUCGCCUUGUGAGAAUUAUGGAGCUGUUCACACAGAACUGGAGUCUCUCAAGUAAACUAAGGGUUAAUGCCAUUAGUCGCCUUCAAAAGAUGCAUAAUGUUGAGGUUGCACUGCAAGUCCUUAGAGCGAGAGGGGUGGAACUAAACGACGAGCACGGUGCAAAAAUUGACUCCAGAGAUAUUGUGGAUGGACACAGAGAGAAAACUCUAAUGCUGUUGUGGAGAAUCAUUUUCACCUUUCAGGUUGAGAUUUUACUUGAUGAAGAGCAGUUGAGAGAGGAAAUUUCUUUCCUUAAACGGACAUGGACAACACAUCAGAAGCUUGCAUCUCUUCGGUCCAGUGUUCCAAUUGACAAGAAAAAAAGAGACUGCAGUGUAGAUCUAGACUGCAAAACAAAAGUGAAACUCCUGAUGGAUUGGGUGAAUGCUGUAUGUGCAUUCUACAACAUUAAAGUUGAAAACUUCACUGUAUCUUUCUCAGAUGGACGUGUUCUAUGCUACCUUAUCCAUCAUUACCACCCUUGCUAUUUAUCAUUGGAUUCCAUUGGUCAGAAUACCACACAGACGGUAGAGUGUGGUCAACGUGGCACAGUGGGGCUCAAUUCUUCAGCGAGUGAUUCUGAUGACAGUUCCUUGGACAUUUGGACAAAAUCAACAAACAGUACCAUUACAACACCAGUGCUUUUCAAAGAGCUGCUGGAGAAUGAGAGGCGCAAUUUCCAGUUGGUGAACACUGCAGUUGCUAACCUUGGGGGAGUACCGGCCAUGAUCAGCUAUUUAGACAUGUCAAAUACCAUUCCAAGUGAAAAGGUGGUUACUUGUUAUCUAUCUUUCCUGUGUGCUCGACUUCUGGAUCUAAGGAAAGAAGCAAGAGCUGCCAGGGUGAUCCAAGCCACUUGGCGAAAAUUCAGACUGAAAAAGGAGCUUCAACAUCAUAAGGAGAGAACCCAAGCUGCUUGUGUCAUUCAAUCAGCAGCUGUUAAGUUUCUCUGGCGCCGCAGACAAGAGAAGAAAGCCAUUGCUGCAGUCAUUAUCCAGGUAGCAUGGAGAGACCAUGUGGCAAGGAAGAAAGCUAGAGAGAGAGAACUGGAACGACUUUAUAUUCUGCAGAAUGCUGCAGCAACAGUUAUUCAGGCCUAUUGGAAGAGAUACUCUGCAACAAAACACUUCCAGGAGCUACGAUACUAUACUGUUGUUCUGCAAACCCAGAUAAGGACAAAGAUUGCACUGGCUGCAUAUAAAAAGAUUCUUUGUGGAGUGAUAGCUAUACAGAAACGUUUCAGGGCCUGCCUCUUGGUUAGAAAAGAACGUCAAAAGUAUUUAACACUGAGGACAUCUGCUACAGUAAUCCAAAGGGCAUUUAGAAGAUGGAAGAACCGCACAUUGAAAAGGCAGAAUAUUGCUGCUGCACUAAUACAAAAUGCAUUCCGCAAAUGGCAGGUACAAAGACUUGCUAGAAGAAAUGAAGCUGCUGUCAAGAUACAGUCCUGGUACCGCAUGUAUAGAUUCCAAAAACAGUAUUUUGAUGUCCAGCAGAAAGUUAUCAAAAUACAGGCAUGGUUUAAGAGCUGCCUGGCUAGGCAGUUGUUUCAGAAAAGGAAAGAGGCUGUUUUAACUAUCCAGAAACAUUUUACAGCUUACAGAUUGGGCCAUGCUGAACGGCAAAAGUACCUGCUUGUUCGCAAAGCAGCAACACUUAUUCAGUCCUAUUACAGAGGUAUGAAAGGACGUGAGUUUGUCAGGCAAAUUAAAGCGGUUUGUCUUUUUGAAUCCCUUUGGCAAAUGAAGAGGGAAAGGGACAAGUUUAUACAUAAAAGACAAAGUGCUGUAAUUUUGCAGUCUCACUUAAGAAGAUGGCAGGCUCAGAGGAUUUAUCAGAAAAUGAGAAAAUCUAUCUCUUUGAUCCAGGCUUGCUACAGAGCAUAUCUUGUUAAAAACGAAUACAAAAAAGUCAGAUCUGCAACCAUUGUUCUACAAUCUGCAUACAGAGGAAUGCAAGUUAGAAAGAAGGCACACGUUCUAAAGUCUGUGAUAAAAUUGCAGGCCUGCUAUCGUGCUUAUGCUGCCCAAAAGGAAUUUAGAAAGAUGAAAGAGGCUGCCAUUAAAAUUCAGGCUUAUGUGAAAAUGGUGCAAACUAACCGCCAGUACUGCAACCUUAAAAAGGCAGUGCAUGAUGUGCAGAGAAUAUAUAGAGCUAAUAAACUCUGCCUCCUACAGAAGAUGGAAUACAGAAAGAAGAGGGAGGCCUGUGUUUGCCUACAGGCAGCUGCCAGAGGUUAUUUGAAGAGAAGACAGAUACAGACUUGGAAAAUGGCUGCAACUAAAAUUCAGUCUACCUUUAGAAUGCACAAGGAAAGAAGUUGCUUCCUUGAAAUGCGCAGAGCUGCUCUUGUUGUUCAGAAACAUUAUAGAGCACACAAAGAAUCCAGCAUAUGCCGAAGCACAUUCUUGAAGCUAAAAGCAGCAACUGUAUGUUUACAGGCAUCCUACAGGGGAUCUAGACUGCGUAAAAUCAUUAGGCUUCAACAUAAAUCUGCAACUAAAAUACAGGCGGCUUUCAGAGCUCAUGCUACAAGAACAAAGUUUCUACAAACUAAACAUGCAUCAGUUGUAAUUCAGAGACAAUACAGGGCCUUCAAAGCUGGACAGAAUCGGAGAAUGCAGUAUAUGAAGAUUAAAUUAGCUGCUGCUACUCUACAAGCAGCAUAUCGUGGGCAUGUGGUACGUAAAGAGGUACAAAAGCAACACAGAGCUGCAGUGGUCAUUCAGACAGCCUUUAGAAUGUACAGAGCUCAGAAAAACUUCCAUGCUUUAAAGAAUGCUGUUUUAAUUGUUCAGCAGCAUUACAAAGCUAAACUUGUUGGUGGAAAACAACGACAGAAAUAUCUUGCUCUUUGUGAUUCGGUAGUGAAGCUUCAAGCUGCUUGGAAAGGAAAAAGUGUAAGAAUGGAGAUUAAAAAGCAGCAUAAAUCUGCAACAAUUAUCCAAUCUUGCUACAAAACACAUGUGAUGCAAACAAAGUUCAAAUCAAUGAGGAUGGCAGCUUUAGUAAUACAGAGACAAUACAGGGCUUAUGGUUUAGGGAAGAUACAACGUUCUCAGUACCAGCAGACCAGAAAAGCUGCAGUUUCCUUGCAGGCAGGUUUCCGUGGAAUGAGGGUCAGGAGACGGCUGCAAGAACAUCACAAGGCAGCUUGCGCAAUUCAAACUGCAUUCAAAGCUUUUAUGUGCAACAAAAGGUUUGCAUCACUUAAAGCUGCUGCAGUUGUUUUCCAGAGAAGGUAUCGGGCAUCUGUAGUAGGCAGAUCUUUGCGUCAAGAAUAUAUUGAACUUCGCCAAGCUACUAUUAAGAUCCAAGCAGUUUAUAGAGGUGUCAAAAUAAGAAAGGACCUAAAGAGCAUCCAUCAGGCUGCCAUUGUAAUUCAAUCACAUUUUAGGAUGCACAAGGUACGACUUCCUUACUGUGCUAUGAGACUGGCUGCAACCUUAAUACAACAUUGGUACAGAGCUUGCAUGAAAGGGAAACAGGAACGUGAAAAAUAUGUAGUAAUAAGAAAAUCUGCUAUUACCAUUCAGUCUGCUUUCCGUGGCAUGAAGAUAAGAAAGCAGCUGAAAGAAAUGAAGAAUGCUGCUGGACUAAUUCAGAGGAGGUAUAAAGCCUUUAGAGCUCGCCAGCAGUAUCUUUCUUUGAAGGCAUCUGCUGUAGUCAUUCAGCAGAGGUACAGGGCCCAUAUAUUAGCAAAGCUUCAGCAGGAGCAAUACUGCAGUGUGCGGGCUGCAGUUAUUUCUAUACAGGCAGCAUACAAAGGCAUGGUAGUAAGGAAAGAAAUUGUGAAAAGGCAUCAGGCUGCCAUUGUCAUUCAGGCAGCAUUCAGGAUGCAUAGAGUGAUGAUACCAUUCCAAGCAAUGAGACUAGCAGCAGUGCUCAUACAGAGACAGUACCGGGCAUACAAACAGGGUAGAAAUGAAAGAGCACUCUAUUUGAAGUAUCGCAACAGUGCCACUUUAAUACAGGCAGCUUACAGAGGAAUGAGGCUUAGACAGCAGUUACGAGAUGAGCACAAUGCUGCAUCAAAAAUACAAGCCCAAUUCAGAAUGUACAAGCAGAAUUCUUAUUACAAGAAGCUUCAGUGGACCACUAAGGUUGUGCAGCAAAAAUACAGAGCCUGUAAAAAGAGAGAUGCUGAAGUACAGAUUUACAAAUCCAAGAAACAAGCUGCAGUGGUUGUUCAGUCCGCUUUCCGUGGAAUGAAGUCGAGGCAACAUGUGAAGGACAUGCAUAAAGCUGCCACCACUAUUCAAAGGAAAUUCAAAGCCCAUAGUGCACAUAAACAGUAUCUUUCUCUUAAAGCUGCUGCUGUUGUAAUUCAACAGAAAUAUCGUGCCUUCACUGUUGAAAGGCAGCUGAGAGAAGAAUAUAGUUCUCUGUGUUGUGCCGCCAUUACCAUACAGGCUGUGUAUAGAGGUUUAAGAACAAGGAAAAAUAUCCAGCAAAUGCACCGUGCAGCUACAGUGAUUCAGGCAGCAUAUCGAAUGCAUAGAGAACAGCUCAAAUACCAGACAAUGAGGCUAUCAGCAGUCAUUAUUCAGCUGCAUUACAUGUCUUGUCGUCAAGGCAAAAAAGACAGGGAAAAGUAUUUGCAAUUAAGAAACUCUGCUUUGACAAUUCAAUCGGCAUUCAGGGGAAAGAAGGCUCGACAGAAUUUAGCUGCAAUGCAUAAAGCGGCAACCAUCAUACAGGCCCGUUAUCGAAUGCACAGACAAAAGAGUGAUUUCAAGAGGUUAAGCUGGGUGGCCAAAGUUUUCCAGCAAAGAUACAGAGCUCUAAGAACAAGAGAUGCUGAAGUACAAAGGUAUAACAAAAUUAGGAAAGCGGUGUCUUGCAUUCAGGCUGCAUUUCGUGCUAAACAAGAAAAAGAGCUGACUAGGAGAAAUAGAGCUGCUCAACGUGUUCAGUCAUUUUUAAAGAUGUGUGUUCAGAGACGCCAAUUCCUCCAGCAAAAAGCAGCUGCAGUGGUCCUUCAGUCUGCAUUCAGGGGCUAUAGAACAAGGGUCUGUUACAGAGCAAUGCGGCUUUCAGCAGUUGUGAUCCAGCGGUGGUACAGAGCCUACAAAGUUGCUCAAAAACAGAAAGCGGAAUACCGGGCAAUAAAGCAAGCUGCAGUAACCGUGCAGUCGGCUUUCAGAGGAAUGACUGCAAGAACACUGGCAAAGCAAAAGCGUGCUGCAAUCAAGAUUCAAUCUGUCCUUCACAUGGCUGUCCACAGAAGGAAGUUCAUAAAACUCUGGUCAGCUGCAGUAACUUUGCAGGCUCAUUACAGGGCAGUGGUAACUAAAAGAAAGUACACCAGUUACAAAACCGCAGCCCUGACAAUGCAGAAGCAUUACAGAGCCAGUCAGGCUAAGAAACGCCAGAGAUCUGCUUACCUGAAGACAAUAAGAAGUAUCCACUUACUUCAAGCAACAAUCCGGGGAUGUAUUACACGCAAAAGAAUACAGAUGCUGAAAAAGAGUGCAGUGAAAAUUCAGGCCUUUUAUCGUGGACAUGCAGAGAGGAGAAAGUUCCUUCAUUAUAAAUAUUCUGCAACAAUAAUACAGAAACAUUACAGGGCACAUUUACUAUGGAAAGCAGAAAGGGAAACAUAUCUGAAGGUCAAGAGUUCUGCAACAGUUUUACAGGCAAUGGUCAGAGGCUACAUAGCAAGACGACUUGCUAAAAAAAUGAGAGCAGCACAGAAAAUCCAAGCCUGGUACAGAGGCUGCAUAACCCGCAGAGAGUACAUAAACACACAGAAGGCUAUUGCAACAGUUCGUGGUUGUGUUCAAACAAGACUAAUAAGAAACAGAUUUCAGAUGAUCUGUUGCAGUGUAGGAGUAAUUCAGAGAAGGUGGCGAGAAACUAUUGAAACAAGGAAAACUCGUCAAGAAUUCAUAAAGAUCAGGUCAUCUGCUGUUAAAAUCCAGGCUGCUUGGAGAGGAUACAGCACAAGGAAACAUCAUCUUUUGGAACAGAAAGCUGCCUGUCUAAUCCAGGCACAGUACAGGGGAUUUGUACAGCGGCAGAAUUUUCAACAACAACGAAAUGCUGCACUGACCUUGCAGAAGUAUGUGCAUGCUUGGCAGAUGGGAAAAACGGAACGUUUGAAGUUUGAGAGAAUUAAAAACGCUAGCGUCUCUCUCCAAGCAUACUGUCGUGGCUGGCUGGUCAGAAAAAGGAUUUCUGAAGAGACACGAGCCAAACAAAGACUAUGCUUCACAGCAGCUGCUUAUCACCAUGUGUGUGCUAUGAAGAUUCAGAGAACGUUCAGAGCUCAUUUGGCACUGAAACGUGGAAGGCAGCAAAUGCAUUCAGUGAUUUGCAUACAGAGGUGGAUAACAUCUAAAUUACAGCGAAAAAAAUACCUAAAGGACAGAGAAAAAAUCAUAAAGGUUCAGCGGGUUUUGAGAGCAUGGUUAAAUCGCCGCUUCAGGGCUGCCACAGUUAUUCAGCAAGCCGUGCAAAAAUACCUGUGCAGGAGACGCCAGCAGAGGAUACAGCAUGGGAUUGUCAAGAUUCAGGCAUUGUGGAGAGGAUUUUGUUCACGAAAGAGAGAUGGCCCAAAAAUGGUAGCUACAAGGCGCCGUGUUGAAAAGGCCAACAAAGAGAGCAAAGAAGAAAACAAGCUUGGCAACAAAACUGCCACUGCUAUUGGCUAUCUUCUGAGAUACAAGGAUCUGUCCUGCAUUAUUGCAGCUCUGAAACAUUUAGAGACAGCAACCAGACUUUCAUCUGUGUGUUGUGAAAACCUUGCUGAGAGUGGAGCAAUUUCAACGAUAUUCAUUUUAAUCCGAAGCUGCAAUCGUAGUGUACCUUGCAUGGAAGUAAUUGCAUAUGCAAUUCAAGUACUUCUGAAUCUGUCAAAGUAUGAAAAAACCAUUGGGGCAGUUUAUGAAGUGGAACAUUCUGUUGACACGCUGCUAGACCUGUUGCAAAUCUAUAGAGAAAAAGCUGGGGAUAAAGUUGCAGACAAAGGAGGAAGCAUUUUUACAAAGACCUGUUUCUUAUUCACCAUUUUGCUGCAAGAUGAAAGGAACGCUUUGGCCAUUCGCAAGCUACCAAAAGCAGCCGAUCGCAUUCACAGCAUUUAUAGGCUCACAGCCCGAAAACACAAGAUGGAUGCAAAAAUAACAAUAACAAGACAGAAGAUGAAUAUGUCCCUUAAUAGCAGCUGCUUUGCCCAAGCAACUCCUGUAAAAACAAGACUAGCACAAAAAAUUGCACCAGAUUGGGUCUUAAGAAAAGACACCAUGAGAGAGAUGGUGGAUCCUCUCCGGGCCAUUCAGAUGGUUGCUGAUGCACUUGCUAUUUGCCAUUAACUCUAAAAAUGUCCAUUGUCUUUUUAUACUGAAAUGAAUGAUUUAGAUUAUCUUACUAGUCAGGAGGUUUGAGUGGUGUAGAGGUCUGCAUUGUUGUAUUGAACUAAAAUGUAUAGGUAGAAUUUUUUUUUAAAACAACCCAUUUUAAAUGUAAAAUGUACUUGGUGACAAAUGUGUUUUUUUUUUUUUAAAUGUAAAUACUUUUUCCAAAAUAAAUCUAUACUUUUCUGUUCAGUACACACAACUUAAUUUUAUUAAGGUGUGGGUGUGUUUGUUUUAAGUUUCACACUGACCUUGUCAUGAAAUAGAUUAAUUGUAGUUUUCUGGCCAUACAUGCCACUUUUCAGUUAAACUUUUCACUGACAUUGUAAUUGAUUUGGAGCUGUUGAAUCACGCCACCCAUCUUCAUGCUGAGUUCCAGUAAUGUUGCAAAUCAAAUACUUAUUAACCACAACAUCAAUAAACAUUUCUCACAAAUACACAGGUCUUUGGUCGGAAGAUUAUUACUGGCAGACAAGAGAUAAAAGCAAUUCCUGUAAGAAAGGGUCACUGAGCAGUUCACGAGCAGCGAGUUGAUCAGUAAACAGUGAUUGUGAAAG
Molecule: messenger RNA, 11040 nt
Organism: Polyodon spathula (Mississippi paddlefish)
Lineage: Eukaryota; Metazoa; Chordata; Actinopteri; Acipenseriformes; Polyodontidae
Gene: aspm
Product: assembly factor for spindle microtubules
Exons: 30
Coding region: 140-10441 (3433 amino acids)
Molecular function (GO): protein binding
Source: RefSeq, a predicted model, not a curated record